This is a messenger RNA of Scomber scombrus (Atlantic mackerel), 2253 nucleotides long. RefSeq names its product circularly permutated Ras protein 1. Gene Ontology annotation, biological process: endoplasmic reticulum to Golgi vesicle-mediated transport; COPII-coated vesicle cargo loading; intracellular protein transport. The transcript has 17 exons. NCBI's taxonomy places the organism in Eukaryota, Metazoa, Chordata, Actinopteri, Scombriformes, Scombridae. Gene Ontology annotation, molecular function: SNARE binding; zinc ion binding. The coding region runs from base 455 to 2017 and encodes 520 amino acids. The record is from RefSeq and is a predicted model, not a curated record. Gene Ontology annotation, cellular component: COPII vesicle coat; endoplasmic reticulum exit site.
CGUGUGUGUAUGUGUGUGUGUGUGUGUGUGUGUGUGUGUGUGUAUGUGUGGGCAUGCUUGCAAAUGCAACAAACAAAGACAGAGGCACAGAGAAGCACCACUGUGAAGAAGAUGUACAGAUGGAAAGAUAGCAAAUCAAGAAGGGAAAGUCCACCCACAGUGGAGGCUCUGAGAACAAACUUAAUAAUAGAAAAGCUGUCUUUGACCUUUGAAAAAUUGUUACAUUCCUCCACCGCUGCCUCCUCGACGUUUGAGAAAACCUCGGCCUACUUCUCUGCCUCUCCCGCCUCUCCCGCCUCUCCCCACUUUCCAGUGUCCACCUACAAAGCUCUCCCUCCCUCCACCUGUCCCACCCAGACUUGACAAGCUGGAGGGAGAAAGCAGACUAAAAGCCAACGUCAACGUUGUCUCGCUCAGUAUCGGAAAUCUGGUCAACAUCAGCCAAGCAUCAAACAUGCCGAUUUUUCAGAGCCCGGUGAAAUGUGGGAAAUGUGGUGCUGCCUUGUCAUGUCUGAGUUCUAUGAAGAAGAAUGUGUGGGUGUGUGAGUUUUGUGGGCGUGAAAACAGCGUAGACGACAGUGGGAAGAGAGUGUUUGUGGGUCAGCGUGCAGGUGAGCGCAGUGAUGACCUUUACCUGCCGAACCAGAGCGACGACGACUACCAAAACCUGGAGAACACCCUCGUCGUGUUCUGUGUGGACAUUUCUGGCAGCAUGAGUGUCACUACAGAGGUUACAUCAAGCAGCGGAUCUCCAGCAUAUAUAUCCAGACUACAGGGUAUCCAGGAUGCCCUCCAGAUGGCGCUGUCGUCCCUGCUGCAGCACUCCCCUCACAGGAGAGUGGCGCUGGUGACUUUCAACGAUGAGGUGGUGAUAUAUGGCGAUGGUACUGGUACUCCUCUCACUCUCAGAGAUUGGGCGUUGGUUGAUUAUGAUCAUAUAUGGCAACAGGGGGUAAAUUACCCUAUCCCACACUGUAUAGCUGAGACCUACCACCAACUAAUAAAGAGAGUAAAAGAGCUCAUGGAACAUGGGGCUACGUGUCUUGGUCCUGCAGCGUUAGCGUCGGUUGCCUUGGCAUCAAGGUACCCCGGUUCAAAGGUGGUUUUGUGUACUGACGGCAGAGCCAACAUCGGACUUGGCGAGAUGGAGCAAACCUCGUCUCUAUCCUCCCCUCAUCUUACUUCAUAUUUCUACAAACAGCUGGCUCUACAGGCUGUGGAGAGUGGGGUCAUAGUAUCAGUAAUGACGUUUGAAGGGACAGACUGUCGCCUGGCUGAAGUUGGGAGAAUGGCAGACACUACUGGAGGACGGGUGAACAUCGUCAGCAUCGGCACUGUGGCAACAGAGAUCCAGUCAGCCUCCAUGGACAACGUCCUAGCAACAGGAGCCACACUAACGCUGCUUGCUUCAGAUGGAGUGUAUUUUCCCUAUAUGGAUGAAAGUAAUCACAAACUGGUGACAGAAAUUGGAAAUGUGACAGAGGGGCUGGAGAUCACCUUCCAGUUUGCUGUCAAGAAAGAGUUUAACACAAUUUUUCUCCAGAGGAAAGCACUUCCUUUCCAAGUCCAGCUGAUCUUUAAGACCAGAGACCAGCAAAGGGUCACACGUAUCAUCACUGUACAAAGACCAGUUACUAUCUGCAGUCGGAUUUGGGCCGGUAGCCUAAACAUGGCGGUACUUGGUGUUCACUGUGCUCAGCUCUGCGCCAGUUUAACCAUGGAGGGCCGGGUGGGGGAAGCACAGAGGCAACUGAAAGUACAGCAAGACCUGCUCAAACAGAUCAGCAAGCAGCGGCCAAUCCAAAAGGAAGAGAGUGUCUAUGGCAAUUGGAUGGAGACCAUAUCAUCAAUCUGCGAUGACAUCACCACAGAGUCCUCGGGUUUAUCUGAUGAAGCAGCUAAGGUGGUGUAUCAGAUGAAGAGAGCAAGCAGUGUGAGCAGCAUCAUCGACAGCAACACAGCUGAGAGACAGAAGAAGAAAACUAGGAAGAAAAAGGCACUUGUGGAAGGAAUGUAAAAGGAAGUGUCAUCCACAAAUAUGGAUCAGAUUGUAUUUGGCCAUGUUGGCUUACUUUUUUUUUAUCAGCAGUGUAACUAGAAGAUCAGUUGUAUAAUUAUGACUUAAAUGUUAGAGUCAUGACUACAAAAAGUGAUGAUUUCACUUCAAUACUCAGUCCCUCCAGGAUUUUGCAGUUUAUUUUCUUGUAAUUAUUGCAUGCAGUACAAAGAAUGCUUGAUUUUGCAGCAGCUUCU